GCAUUGCAUUUUGGCGCAAUUUUCGUGCAAUCGACCGGCGCAUUGCUAUUUGUGAAUUAAGUUUUGUAAUUGUCUGUGAAUUUGCAAUAAAUAUGAACAGGUCUAAGACAAUGAAGUCGACUAAAUUAUAUGUUAUUAAACGAGAUGGUCGGCAAGAGGAAGUUCAUUUUGAUAAAAUUACAUCCAGAAUUCAGAAGCUAUGUUACAAUUUGAAUAUGGACUUUGUGGAUCCUGUAUCCAUCACCUUGAAAGUUAUAAAUGGCCUUUAUUGUGGUGUGACAACCCAAGAACUGGAUAAUUUAGCUGCUGAGAUCGCAGCCAGCUUAACAACGCAUCAUGCCGACUAUGCUCAAUUGGCAGCCAGAAUUGCGGUUUCCAAUCUGCACAAGGAAACUAAGAAAGUGUUUUCAGAUGUGUUCGAGGAUCUCCACAAGAAUAUUAAUAAGGAGACCAAAGAGGCAGCUCCGAUGGUGUCAGACUUUCACUACAAUGUCGUUAAGAAAAACUCAGAUCGCCUGAACUCAGCGAUCAUCUAUGAUCGUGAUUUUGGCUACAACUAUUUUGGAUUCAAGACCCUCGAGCGUUCGUAUUUGCUAAAGAUCAAUGGCAAAAUCGCCGAACGUCCGCAGCACAUGCUGAUGAGAGUGGCGAUUGGAAUCCAUGGCGAAGACAUCGAUUCCGCUGUCGAGACUUACAAUCUGUUAUCGGAACGCUAUUUUACGCAUGCAUCGCCAACGUUAUUUGCUGCUGCCACCAAUCGUCCCCAGAUGUCAUCGUGUUUCCUUCUAACAAUGGUUUCCGAUUCCAUCGAAGGCAUUUUCAAGUCCGUCGAGCAGUGUGCAAUGAUCUCCAAAUCCGCUGGUGGCAUCGGACUCAAUGUGCAUUGUAUUCGUGCCAAGGGCACAUCGAUCUGUGGCACUAAUGGCACUUCAAAUGGUUUGGUGCCCAUGCUCAGAGUGUUUAAUAAUGUGGCUCGUUAUGUCGAUCAAGGUGGCGGCAAGCGGCCAGGCGCUUUUGCCAUUUACCUGGAACCUUGGCAUUCCGAUGUCUUUGAGUUCUUGGACCUCAAAAAGAACACGGGCAAGGAAGAGCACAGAGCUCGUGAUCUCUUCUACGCCUUGUGGAUACCCGAUCUGUUUAUGAAGCGUGUGGAGGCCAAUGAGGAUUGGUCGCUGUUGUGUCCUCACAAGUGUCCCGGCUUGGAAGACGUUUGGGGGGAUGACUUUGAGAAGCUGUAUACAAAGUACGAGAGCGAGGGUCGCGCAAAUCGUGUGAUUAAAGCACAAACUCUUUGGUAUGCCAUUGUUGAAUCUCAAGUUGAGACUGGCACUCCGUACAUGCUCUUCAAAGACUCUUGCAACAGGAAGAGCAAUCAGCAGAAUGUUGGCACCAUCAAAUGCAGCAACCUCUGCACCGAAAUUGUUGAAUAUUCCGCACCCGAUGAGAUUGCCGUCUGCAAUUUGGCAUCGAUAGCCUUGAAUAUGUUUGUGACUUCGGAGAAAACAUUCGAUUUCAAGAAACUAAAGGAAGUUACUAAAACUGUCACCAGAAAUUUGAACAAAAUCAUUGAUAUCAAUUACUAUCCGCUGCCCGAGGCAAAGAAAUCCAAUUUAAGACAUCGUCCCAUUGGCAUUGGCGUUCAGGGCUUUGCCGACGCCUUAAUUCUGAUGCGUUUUCCCUAUGAGAGUGACAAAGCCGUAUUGCUCAAUCAGCAGAUCUUCGAAACCAUCUACUAUGGUGCCCUUGAGGCCAGUUGUGAGCUGGCUCAAAAGGACGGUCCCUAUGAAACCUACGCUGGUUGUCCGGUGAGCAAGGGAAUUCUGCAGUACGAUAUGUGGGACAAGACACCCACAAACCUUUGGGAUUGGACUGCUCUAAAAUUGAAAAUCAAAGAGCAUGGCGUUAGAAACUCGCUGCUUGUGGCUCCAAUGCCCACGGCAUCUACUGCCCAGAUCAUGGGUAAUAAUGAGUCCUUUGAGCCGUAUACUUCAAACAUUUACACCAGGCGCGUUUUGUCCGGAGAGUUCAAUGUGGUAAAUCAUCAUUUGUUGCGGGAUUUAACCGAACUGGAUUUAUGGGAUGAUGACAUGAAGAAUCAAAUCAUUGCCAGUCGUGGCUCCAUACAAAACAUCGAAUCCAUUCCUCAGGAAGUACGGGAUCUUUACAAAACCGUCUGGGAAAUCUCGGUGAAGUCAACCAUCAAGAUGGCAGCUGAUCGCGGUGCUUUUAUUGACCAGAGUCAAUCAUUCAACAUUCACGUUGCCGAACCCAACUACGGCAAGUUAACAUCCAUUCAUUUCUUCUCGUGGAAGGCAGGCCUCAAGACAGGAAUGUAUUAUCUCCGCACAAAGCCAGCUGCCAAUGCUAUUCAAUUCACAGUCAACAAAAACGGCAGCACUCUCAUCGCAGCUAAUGGACAGAACGGCUCAACGGAUCAGCAUUCCUCAGUUGACUUAAACGUUAGCACUGAAUCCGAAGCGGAUCGCGAACGCAAAAUGGCACAAAUGGUGUGUUCUCUGGAGAAUAAGGAUGCAUGCAUGUCGUGCGGAUCCUAAAAAGUAUUUAUAUAUCUAUCUAUGCUUAAAUCACAUUUAGUAUCUUUAAGAAACAAUGCGAAUUGUACAAUCGUAUUUAAAAGUUAAUAAAUAAAAUAAAGUUGAACGUCACAAAUGU
Molecule: messenger RNA, 2673 nt
Organism: Drosophila albomicans
Lineage: Eukaryota; Metazoa; Arthropoda; Insecta; Diptera; Drosophilidae
Gene: RnrL
Product: ribonucleoside-diphosphate reductase large subunit
Exons: 4
Coding region: 93-2555 (820 amino acids)
Biological process (GO): deoxyribonucleotide biosynthetic process; DNA replication
Cellular component (GO): ribonucleoside-diphosphate reductase complex
Molecular function (GO): ribonucleoside-diphosphate reductase activity, thioredoxin disulfide as acceptor; ATP binding
Source: RefSeq, a predicted model, not a curated record